AUGUCGCCAAGCGACAUCUUUGGCGCCGUCAUAGGGCCAGCUCGACUAAGGAUCACUGGAGAAUUCGUGGCAGGCCACGAGUAUGGACCACGGAAUACAACACACAAGAAAAGCAAACCUCCUCGACAAUUGUUCUUCUCAGCCAACGACUCAGACCACAAAGCAGGCCAGCCACCGUAUCCUUCCUUGCAUGCAGACAGAAGAUCGUUGGCCACCAGCCUCUCGUCAAAGAGCGCCGAAGCUGCCGAGGCUGAGGACAACAAAUCAAAACAAGACCAAACCGGGAGGAGUAAACAAUGCGGGUUGAGGCUUCAACAACGUCCUGUGCCAAUACUUCGUAUGCAGCCUAUCCUGUUGCCGUACUUUGGCCGUGCUGUUUUCGGUUGUGGCCUGGCCCAAAGAGGUGGAGGCCAACUGGGUCGGCCUGACCCCUAG
This is a messenger RNA of Sporothrix schenckii 1099-18, 435 nucleotides long. RefSeq lists its product as uncharacterized. The coding region runs from base 1 to 435 and encodes 144 amino acids. The transcript has 2 exons. Lineage: Eukaryota; Fungi; Ascomycota; Sordariomycetes; Ophiostomatales; Ophiostomataceae. The record is from RefSeq and is a predicted model, not a curated record.